Messenger RNA from Psylliodes chrysocephalus, 402 nucleotides. The record is from the annotation of a GenBank genome assembly. NCBI's taxonomy places the organism in Eukaryota, Metazoa, Arthropoda, Insecta, Coleoptera, Chrysomelidae.
AUGAGUGACAAAAGUAAAAUUAAUGAGCCAUUUAGCAGUAGAUCAAGUGAUGAUUACAUCUCAGAAAGUGAAAGCAGUGACAAAAAUGAUGCACUUGAAGCAAAAAAUGCUCCUAGACCUGGGGUUAAAAAGAAUAGACUAGUCGUGGAUAGUUCACAGUGGCAGAGAAAUAAACGCAAAAGUAUGUUAGCUAAGGGCGAAAAGCAUUUAAAUAGUGUUAAAAAAAUUAAGGAGGCUCAGAAGAUAAUGAACGACUGCAAAUGCAAAUUCAAGUGUUUUGAAAGGGUGACAGAAGAGGACAGAGCAUGUAUACUCAAAAAGUUCAAUGAAAUUGGUGAUAAAAUCCUACAAGACACGUAUCUAUCGGGUUUAAUUUCAGUAUUUCCUGUAUCUAAAGGAUAA